UCCAAAAGCUAAACCUAAAACUAUAAAACAACCACGAAAAAACAAAUUCCCCCCGAAGCUAGUUUAUCUUCAAACAAAUCCAAACGCAAUUAUUCGUUCCAAGAAUGACCUUCAACUUAAAGAGCGAAAUGGUGGGACGCACAACGCAAAAAAAAAAAACUCUUCCUCAAACAAAGCUAUAAAAUAGUCGUCCGAGUUCAUCGCAUAGCUAGAAGAAGGGUAUCAUUUAAUCGCAUUUGAUAAACUGUUGGAUGGACUCGAGAGAAUGAUGGUUGUUAGACUUCAGGGUCUAUGUCACCGAUGUUGCUUGUUUGCUGCGUGAACCGGUUCCAAAGCGCAUCGUACACAAUGCGAGUUCAAGUACAAACUCACGCGCGCAUACACACACACACACACACUCAAAAGCAUCGCGUUGGCGCCUCACCUUUGCGCAAAAAUAGAGGGGGCUCAAGCUAAGCAAAAACUCACCCAACCACGGCCUCUGUAUUUGCACUUAACCGCUGCUGCAUUGGUGCAAUCGUCGUUGCAAUGCAUUAGAAAGUGAAAGCGCGUUUGCAGCGAAGCGUGCAGCGUGCUAGUAGCGCCAAUGCACCGUUGGGCACUGCCAGCUCGUUCAGUUUCCCACUGGCCACCACCGAUCGACGAUGGCUUCUGGUUCGGGCGUCACCGCUACGGCACUGUCCGUGGACAAGUGUCCUUCCCGGUACGAGGCAAACGACAUCAGUCCGCCGGAGUCGCACCGUACGAUCGCCCUCCAGGAGCUGGGCGAAACGGACGUACGACGCGUGGAGUCACUGCGCCUGCUGCGCGAAUGGAUCGCCACCCACCCCCACAUACGCAGAUGUCGCACGGACGCGCUGUUUCUGUUGCGAUUUCUGCGUGCCCGUGCGUACGAUGUGCAGGCCGCACAAACCACGCUCGUGCGCUAUCUCACUAUGCGCCAGCUGUUUCGCAUUUGGUACGAAAAUCUCGACCCAUCCGAUCGGUACAUGCGCGAGCUGGUGGAGAACGUGCGCGGCUGCCUGCCGCUCGGGCUGGACCGGUCCGGCCGCAUGGUGGCUUUGGUGAAAGUUCGCUGCUACGAUGUGGCCCGCUUCAACUGCUACCAUCUCGGCCGGCUGCAGCACAUGCUGUUCGAGGCGUUCUUUGACGAUGUGGAGCUGCAGAUUGCGGGUGGUGUGGCGAUCAUUGACUGCGACGGUGCCACCAUGGGACACUUUGUCUGCUUCAAGCUGUCCGACAUCCGGAACUUCAUGGACUGUCUCGUGCACGCGCUGCCGGUGCGGGUGAAAGAGGUGCACAUUGUGCGGCUGCCCCGCAUCGGCCAGGCGCUGGGCAAUCUGGUACUGAGCUUUGCCGCCGAAGAGCUGCGCAAGCGUAUUUUCUUCCACGCCAGCAUGGAUGAGGUGCUGAAGUGUGUCGACCAGGACCUGCUGCCGGUGGAGUACGGUGGCAAGUCGUGCCCGGAAGAGAUCACGGACAACUUAAAGCGACGGUUGGCGGACAAACGGGACACGCUGCUGCUACUCGAUCGGAUGGAAAUCGAGGUGGAACCGUACGCUCAUCUUUGGCGUCAGUCGGAUGAAGGGGAUGUGGAGUUUGGGAUGGAGAUUGAUUAAUCUAACGGAUUCGAUGCUUCAUAGCUACGUAAAUACUCUACUCAUACACAACAGAGAACUGAGCUGCUGAGAUUGAAAGAUAAUUGGAUUACAUAAGGUAUCGUGUGUUAGUACACGCGGUACUAUUCCGGUACUACUGAUAAAUUAAUUAUUCAAAGGUGAUGAUGUAUCUAGAAUCAUCACAAACACAAACUCACAAUGCUACAUGUAUUUGAUCGUAUCUGCGCAUGUAGGGUACGUGUGCAUGUACCCAUUGAUUACCUGUUGGAUGGGAUAGAUAUGUUGGUUAGGUCAUCGUGGGAUAGUUGAUUAACCUGAGGCAUUUUGCUGUCGUUUAAGUUGGAAUAGCGAAAGCUAUAUGGUAUAAUAGACGUUUUUACUAAGUAAUUAUACUACAGUAUGGAACAUCCCAAUCACUUUGUGUGUAUUUUGUGUGAUUUACACCGCUUUUGAGACACGAAUCUGAAUAUGUAAUAUGCUAUCAAAUAAAAAGUGCACCACACAAUGUUCAA
Molecule: messenger RNA, 2131 nt
Organism: Anopheles merus
Lineage: Eukaryota; Metazoa; Arthropoda; Insecta; Diptera; Culicidae
Product: retinaldehyde-binding protein 1-like
Exons: 2
Coding region: 645-1619 (324 amino acids)
Cellular component (GO): membrane
Molecular function (GO): phosphatidylinositol bisphosphate binding
Source: RefSeq, a predicted model, not a curated record